Molecule: messenger RNA, 2371 nt
Organism: Stegodyphus dumicola
Lineage: Eukaryota; Metazoa; Arthropoda; Arachnida; Araneae; Eresidae
Biological process (GO): monoatomic ion transmembrane transport
Cellular component (GO): membrane
Molecular function (GO): transmembrane signaling receptor activity; extracellular ligand-gated monoatomic ion channel activity
Source: RefSeq, a predicted model, not a curated record
UCUAGGGAAAGUUGAGUGAAAUCAAUGAUACUAAGUUUUCUUUAAAAAUUAAUUAUUAAUAAAAAUUAAGUAUCAUAAUUCGUGUCAAUGGAUUUAACUAAAAGCGAUUUAAAUUUUUAAUUGAGACAUACAUUAACUUGGAAAACAGGUGAAGUGUUGCUGAGUGUCGUUAUCGAAAUAUCUGGAGACGAAGAAUAAGAAUGAACUUGUUGCGGUAUCCCAUCGUACCCUUCACCUGUACAUUGGAAGUUUUCUACAAUACAUUUCUCGGUUGAAUAAUUGAUUGACAUUAAAAUGAAGAAAAUAAUUACUGGAUGUGUAAAAUAAAUUUAUAAUGUAGAAGAGAUACUGGAAGGCCAUAGAAGACUUGUAGCCUUUAUCCGAAGUUGUGAGAGGUGUAAAGCAAUACUUCAACAAGGCUAUUAACAAAAAUGCUUAAACGAUUGAUUUUACAGUACGCCAAAAAUAUAAUUUUAAAGGAUCUGAAAUUAAUCUAUACACCAAACUAUUCUAAACUAAAACUUGAAUGGAAGUCAGUGUGAAAUCAAAACGGAUUAAAUAGACAUUCUGACAAGGAAAAGAUGACUGCCAUUGCUCUGGCAAAUAAACUACAACACCGAAUAAAAACUAAAGCGAGAGAGGAAUGAAGAGUUGCAUUCGAUUGCUGGUAGAUGUAACGUUAUUUGUAACUUUAAUGUUCAUACAAGGAAAUGCAUCUUAUUCUGAAUUUUCAUAUGCACAAAAAACUCAUAAUGAAAUCAUCAAAGCUGGUUCAAAAAAUCAAGCACCAGAAUACAGAGAAACCAGAGUAAGAACAAAAUAUUACGAAUUAACGAAAGAGGACUUCGCCCAAAUGUCUGAUGAGGGUUAUGGGAAAAUGAACAGAGGUCGACACAGCAGGGGUCAACGAAAAAAAACGCAAAAGAGCCUCUUUCGAGAACAACAGAAAUGUAAGACGUUUCAUUGUGUAUGUGAUAGCGAAAAUAAGCAAGGGACGGAAAUGUGUUGUUAUGAGAUUAAACCUGCUUCGACUAAAAGUGGUAGAUCUAUCAAGAAUGUGGCACAUGAUUUCCCAGAUGAUUACGAUGAUAAUGUUUUAAAUGAUGUCAGUAUUCAACCGAACAGAAAUGAUAAAUCUUGCCACAGAGGUGCAAAGCAUUUUUCUCAUCCAUCACCAAGAAUGAGAAAGCCAAAAGAUAGAUUAAAUGUGUUGAUUAUUGGUGACGAAACAGUGGAUUUUCUGAAGGGUUCAAUUUACAGAGGUAGAUGUAACGUGAGUACAGAAUCGUACCCUGGUCUUAGCGUAACAGAUGCUAAGCAGAGGAUGAGAGAUGCCUUAGCUAAGAUGGAUGACAAGCCAGAUAAGCUGAUCAUUCAUGCUGGAGCUAAUGACAUCAUCGAUGAGUUACCCUCGGUUUCAUCUCUUGUUAUUAGCAAGUUAAAAGGCCUUGUUGAUGAGAUGAGAUCUUCCCAGGAAUCAGGAAAUGCAGCUAGAUCCUACGCAUUAUCCGGUAUUAUACCUAGAAAUGAUCCUCUCAUGACGUAUAAUCAUAAGGUAAAUGUAAUAAAUUCUGAUGUUGGAUGGUAUGCACAACGAAAUGGUGUAGAGUACAUUGAUCACUCCCAUGUCUUCUGGGAAAAUGGGGCCUUGAGGAAAGAUCUGUAUCAUUUUGAUGGUACACUUAAUGAAGACGGUUUACGGUUGGUGGAAGACUCUAUCUUCGACGACAGUUGGUGCAGGAGAACAGAUGAUGACUUUCACGAACAGACGUGGAAUCUUAGGCAAAAGAUAAGGAUGCGUAACAGGCCAUCAUUGGAAUUGAAGGAUAUUUUGCCGAUGGAGAGAAAAGUAUACGACAAGCAUUUACCGCCAAAAAAAGAUGGUCAACCCACCAAAGUUCAUUUCCAUGUAACUGUUUUAAGCGUGGACUCCAUAGAUGAAGAAUCAAUGACAUACGUCGCUGAUAUCUUUUUAGCCCAGAGUUGGCAAGAUUAUCGCCUGAGAUUACCCGAAAAUAUGACCGAAGGAUACAGAAUUCUAGAUGUUGGAUGGUUGCAGUACAUAUGGAGACCGGAUUCUUUCUUUAAAAAUGCUAAAAAGGUCACAUUUCAUGACAUGAGUGUUCCGAACCAUUACCUUUGGCUGUACUACGAUAAAACUCUCCUUUACAUGGCAAAGUUAACAUUAGAGCUUUCUUGUGCCAUGAAGUUUGAAGCUUACCCUCAUGAUACCCAGAAUUGUUCUAUGAUGAUUGAAAGCUCUGGUGAUCUUAGAAAGAUGAGAUUAAAUACCAAAGUUUCCUAUCCAUACCGCUCACUUAUAGAGGUGUUCGUCUUAGGAAGAUUAGCCACAAGUGGUGGCGAAUUGUGA